UACACUGCAACUGGUGCGCAGUUCGCCGUUUCCGCCAUUUUGCGACCGAAGCAGUAAGUCUACGGAAUACACAACAACUUCGUCACCAUAUUGUCACUUUUUGAAUAAGGAAGUGUUUCCUACGGUACAGUCAUGGACGACAGGGGCGUAGUUAUGAAGCAACCAAUGGGACAAGUGGGCUACCCGGACGAUGCGGCAUUGCAUAUGCAGCCCGCUCCGAUGACCACGCUGGUGACUACUCAGCCUACCACGACUACCAUCAUCAUGACGCAGACUGACUUCUUGCACCCACGUGGCAUACCACGUGACUGGUCCACGCCCCUCUGCGGCUGCUUCGAGGACAUGAUUGGAUGUCUGUGUGCCUUCUUCUGUUUUCCUUGCUACGAGUGCCACGUGUCCUCCAAGAUGGGCGAAAACUGCUGCAUGCCUUUCUGCGUGCCUCACGCCACCCUGGUUAUGAGGGCGCACGUCCGUGGACGCCAUAACAUCCAGGGCUCGUUGAUCAACGAUUGUUGCACCACUGCGUUUUGCUCCUAUUGCGCCCUGGCUCAGGUUUCCCGUGAGAUUGACAACAUGCAAAGCGGACGGGUUGCUCCGUAGAUCCCGGCAAGAACAUCGAUCGCGAGCCAACUGAACGGAGGCAACUAGCAUCCAACAGCUUGAUGAUGACACAGCUUUUUGCUGGUGAUUUAAUUGUCGUCGUAAUUUUUGUUGCAGUUUUGGUAGUGGGUUUUUUUUUUAGUUUUUUUUUUUUUUAGGGAGGACUACAAAGGAGUGACACGUUUGGUUUAACCCCACCACCGGACCCCAAACCACGCUAACUCUGUUUUUUUUUUCACUUAGCGCCUCAUGUAGACCGAGCAUAACAUGACUGUAGGCCAAUGUGGUUGAUUGAUUCAUCGGGGAAUAAAAUAAUACAAGCUGGUACAUUUACAAUACAGUAUACAUGUAUACAGGUGCUGGGUUAAACUGUUUUAUAAAAACGUUAAUUUUUUUAGAGGUUACUGGCAUACAUUCGGAGCAGGUGAACAUUCGGAGCAGGUGUCCCAUGCUGAACUGGGACAUACCCAUGUAGUAGCCCAGCACAUAAUUUUUGCUCAGCAAAACAAACUUAAAGGGAAUGUACAACAUUUGCUUUUGCUUCAAUUUUCAGAAAUAAAUGGAUUUGGAGGAUUAGUAUGUUA
This is a messenger RNA of Patiria miniata (bat star), 1184 nucleotides long. Its product is annotated as placenta-specific gene 8 protein-like. The transcript is spliced from 5 exons. Bases 133 to 600 code for a protein of 155 amino acids. The record is from RefSeq and is a predicted model, not a curated record. Lineage: Eukaryota; Metazoa; Echinodermata; Asteroidea; Valvatida; Asterinidae.